Petromyzon marinus (sea lamprey) is the source of this 2058-nucleotide messenger RNA. RefSeq names its product SET and MYND domain containing 2 (gene SMYD2). Gene Ontology annotation, molecular function: protein binding. The record is from RefSeq and is a predicted model, not a curated record. NCBI's taxonomy places the organism in Eukaryota, Metazoa, Chordata, Hyperoartia, Petromyzontiformes, Petromyzontidae. Gene Ontology annotation, cellular component: nucleus.
GUGGGGGGGGGGAUUCGUGUUACCGCAGCGGCCUCGCUCAUCAGUGAAAGGGACAGACGCCGCAGCUGGCGGCUCCACUCGGCGCAACUCUCUCGCAGCACCGCCACACGCGCCCGUCCGAUUGCACAUUUAAAACAACGCACAUUGACACGUUCGUGCUGUAUUGGGGGCUCCGUUGGUCGAGACAGCAAAUGGGUGAGGAGGAGGAGGAGGUUGUUUUGAGCACGGUGGAGAGGUUCUCCAGCCCCGGCAAGGGGAGAGGGCUCCGUGCUGCUCGGGGCAGCUUCUCCCGGGGCGAUCUGCUGCUCGUUGCGCAACCAUUCAGUGCCACCCUCGCCGACGAUGAACGGGGAAGAUUCUGCGACCAUUGCUUCGCCAGGAAGGAUAAGCUGUCUCACUGUGGGAAAUGUAAGCAGGCGUAUUACUGCAAUGCACAGUGCCAGCGAGCCGAUUGGCCAUCACACAGGCUGGACUGUGACGGCCUGCGGCAGCUGGGCCCACAGUGGACACCUGGGGAGAGAGUGAGGCUGGUUGCCCGGAUUCUCAUCAAGCUAAUGAACAAAGAUAAGUGUGCUUCAGAGGGGUUGUUGACGCUUGAGGAGAUGGAGUCACAUAUGGAGGAGCUGGAUAACGAGCAGAGGGAGGCCAUCGGGCAGGAGAUCACGGCCCUGCACCACUACUACUCGCGACAGCUGGAAAUUCCCGGGAACGAGGAGAUGGUGGAGAUAUUUUCCAAGGUGAAAUGCAACGGAUUCACAGUGGAGGAUGAAGAGCUUAACCACAUUGGGGCUGCCCUGUAUCCAAGCCUCGCUCUGCUCAACCACAGCUGUGACCACAACUGCGUGGUGACGUUCAGAGGCAGCGCUGCUCAAGUCAGAGCUCUCCGGGAGAUAAAGCAAGGGGAGGAGCUGUUCAUCAGCUACAUUGAUCUGCUGUACCCGACGGAGGAUCGCAACGAGCGUCUGCGGGAGAUGUACUUCUUCACCUGCCACUGCUGCCACUGCCAGAGCCAACACCUGGACGACAAGAAGCUGGCGAUCCGCGAGCUCAGCGAGCCGCCCAGCCCCGAGUCCGUGCGCGAGGUCAUUAAAUACUCCAAGUUCAUGGUGGGAGAAUUCCGCACAGCCAAGCGCUCCAAGACUGGCACGGAGCUGCUGGAGAUGUGCGAGCGGUGUCUGGAGAGGCAGGCGAGCGUGCUGUCGGAGAGCAACGUGUACCUGCUCCACAUGGCCUACCAGGCCAUGGGCGUCUGUCUCUUCGUCGAGCAGUGGGAGAGGGCACUGGACUACGGCCUGCAGGUCAUCAAGCAGUACUGUAAACUGUACCCACGUCUCUCACUGAACGUGGCCUCGUUAUGGCUCAAGAUUGGCCAACUUCAGACCAACCUGGAUCACACAAGUGCAGCGACCAAGUCCUUCAGCAAGGCUCUGGCGAUAAUGGAAGUCACCCAUGGCAAAGAUCAUCCAUAUAUCGAGGAGCUAAGAACAGCCGUGAAAUCCAGAGCUGGGAAGAUUUGACGACCUUUCACAUGGUGCCUCUCGAAAGCUGGAAACCCCCAACAAGCCACGCCCAGCGAGACGCGGCUGACGAUGACAUCACCAGUGGAUGCCAAUCAUCUCCCAUGCAGCAACACGCGAGAACAGUUUGUAACCCCCCCCCCCCAAACUAUUUCGGAGCUAUUCGAGGAAUCUAAUAAUUAAAAUUCAUCAAACAAAUAUACGGUAAUACAAUAAAUGACUGAAACCGAUAUCCCAAGCUCUAUUAUUAAUCCUAAGAUAAUCGCAUAACAUGACAGUUGCAUGUAUAGUUUCCUCAUGGUAUUUUGAUGUGUAAGUGAUUGAGUCAUGCUUGGCAAAUGGAAGGUAAUGGACUAAUCGCACCUCCGAUUAGCACGGUUGGCUCCACACGCUGCAAGAUAAGUUCGACGUACCUACCAUUAAUCGAAUUAAACUCCAUUAAAUUUCGAUUUAAAGCUUUCGUGACUGCAAUGAUUCAUCUUCUUUGGUUCUUUCGGUAAAGUCACGUAGAAUGAGAAUAAAAUAAUAAAUUGAUCAAAUA